Messenger RNA from Zophobas morio, 3169 nucleotides. Its product is annotated as lachesin-like. The record is from RefSeq and is a predicted model, not a curated record. Gene Ontology annotation, cellular component: neuron projection. The coding region runs from base 196 to 1473 and encodes 425 amino acids. The transcript is spliced from 9 exons. Lineage: Eukaryota; Metazoa; Arthropoda; Insecta; Coleoptera; Tenebrionidae.
UUGAGCUUCGUGAGAUUCUCGCUCCGCAUGUUUCCGCACAGUUGCAGUCUGACUGUGUCCAUCGGCGGUUAAUUCGCGACGCGCAUUCACGCGCCGACACGCACUAUAUUCUCGCGGGUGCGAAUUCUUCCAAACUACGCUCAUGUUUUAGUGGCGAUUUUUCUGAGGUGCGGACACAGGUUUGUGACUUAUGAGAUGGUGAUGAAGCGGAAACAGCACAACCGGUACCUAGCCAUCGGUAUUGUGUACAUCGCCACUAUCAUCAGUCAGGCCAUGACAGAUGAUCCUAGAUUCGCAGAGCCCAUCCCCAACGUCACAGUGGCCUUAGGACGAGACGCCAGUUUACCGUGCGUUGUAGAAAAUCUCGGCACAUAUAAGGUCGCUUGGAUACACAUAGACCGACAAAUGAUUUUGACAAUUCACCGUCACGUCAUAUCCAGAGUGCCGCGAUUCAGCGUGUCCCACGAUAAUGCCAAGACGUGGCUUCUGCACGUCAGUAGCGUACAAAAAGAAGACCGGGGUUACUACAUGUGCCAAGUUAACACAAAUCCCAUGAUUAGCCAAGUAGGAUAUCUGCAAGUAGUGGUUCCUCCGAAUAUCAUUGAUGCAGAAAGCACGCAAUCCACGGUAGCCGUUCGUGAAAACCAGAAUAUAAGCUUGACGUGCAAGGCGGACGGUUUUCCCACGCCUAAAAUCAUGUGGAGAAGAGAGGAUAGUCAAGCUAUAUCCGUCGAACGUCGUAAGAAAGUGAACGUAUACGACGGGGAGCAAUUGAAUCUCACUCGUAUCAGCAGAACGGAAAUGGGCGCCUAUCUUUGCAUAGCUACGAAUGGAGUGCCGCCAUCUGUAAGCAAACGUAUCAUCGUGGACGUUGAAUUUUCUCCGAUGAUUUGGGUUCCAAAUCAGUUGGUUGGGGCACCAGCCGGCACGGAUGUCACAAUAGACUGCCAUACAGAGGCAUACCCAAGAGCCAUUAGCUAUUGGGUAUACGACAACGUCAUGCUCCUGCCUACGAAAAAGUAUGGGACCGAAACGACCGAAAACAGCUACAGGGCGCACAUGAAAUUGUCAGUGCGAAACCUCCAACCCGGAGACUUCGGUAACUAUCGAUGCAUCUCCAAGAAUUCUCUAGGGGAAACGGAAGGAUCCAUCCGAAUAUACGAAAUACCGAUGCCGUCAACUCCUCCUCGAGCAACCGAAAUGAAGAGCAAUUCCAACAAAGAAAACGUGGGGAAGCGCAACAUCAGCAGGCCUCUUAUUCAAGACGAAAGGCCCAAAGUAGUAAUGGUAUCCUCUUCGGACAAGGACGUCGUUCAGCCGGGUCCCGCUGUCGAAACCGGUUUGGGACUUUACACGCCACCAGGGCCGCAAGGAUCAGGAUGUGUCAGCAUGGCAAGGUGGGCAGUCCCUCAGUUUGCAGCUGUGAUUCUUCACUGUUUUUUGUCGGGCACGUUUUCUCUUUCUCAAAAUUAAUGUACCAUAUCAAAUAAUCCAGCUCAAAACAACAAAAAUACAAUUCCAUUUGCUCAGCUUUUUAGUAAAUUUUUCGUUUUAUAUCGACUCGACACCAUCAUCAGCAUUCCACAUUGCCAACAUAUCAGUAAUUGUAACAGUUAUUUCACGUCCUAAAUUCAAAGCGAAACAUAUUUUUUAUAAUAAAUUUACAAGUGUUAUGAUAUCUUACGAUGUCAUCACGGCUAAUCCUUACGCACGCACCUUUAGUCCUUCGGUUCUUGGCUACUUUCGUAUUUUUAGGUAAGCGAAGCAUGUCUACAACGAAAAUGCGUAACAUAUCAUGACACUCAGAUCCAACUCUAUAUUCUGUACGAUACCAAACGAUUAAUUAGAAGCUCUAAACUCACUUUCGCGCAUAACCGGAGAUUUUAGUAAACUCCUGUCUUCUUUAUUUUUAUUUGAUUUUUGUUUUAUUCAAGUCUACGAUGUAAGCGUCGGUGGAAAGUAUGAGCCGGAACUUGAGAUGAAAAUUAUUCUUUUACUAACUAUCUGGAUGUAUCUGUUCGUUUACUUGCACCCUUUCACGAGUACAAAAGAGGCUUAUGUGAGCGGAAUUAAAUAGCAAACUCGCUAAAUAAAUAGAAAACAAAUUCAAACGGUUAGUGCACGAAAAAGUGGGUUGGAAAUUCUAAAAAUCGUUAUUUACCUACAUUUAGCUCCAUUUAGCAGCCACUUGGUCAUGUACGUAUUUAGUUGAAUAAACUUUGAGUUGAAUACGACAAAUACCGUCAAAUAGUACAUAUCUACGCGCCUAAUGGCUAUUUUAUAAAAGAAAAAAGGUUCGCGUAAUGUGGAUGAACUAAAAGACAAUCUAAAUCCACGUAACAAAUUCAUUUAAAAAAAAGAAAAAAAGAUUGUUACUUGCUAAAAAAAUGUGCUGAUUUCAAAGUGUGUUAGCUCUUUAAAACCUAUAUAUUUGUACAUAAAUUAUAACAUAAAGCUUAUUGUAAAAUAUAUGUAUUUAGCGCCUAAGGAAAAAAAAAACUCUCAUUUUAUCUGCAGUAUUAUAAAUGUUUAUAACAAUAUUUAAAAAAUAAUGUUUUGCUUUCACCCUCAUUUCCAUCAAGUGUGAAAGUACCUACCUAUAAUUUUGUACAUAGAUAUGUAUAGCGUUAUUUUCUAAUUAAUCAAAAUUGAUUCGUUACGAAAUGCCACCUUACUUUAACGCGGGGGAUGCAAAAUGUCUAUUUUUUUCCAAAACUCGGUACAAUUUUGUUAUACCAAAAUAGCCAUUUUUCAACCCCACACCUCUUUUUAGUCAACUGUAAAUAACGAAAAAUUAUGUCAUAUGAUUACAUUUUACAAAGUCUCCCAAUACGACAAAAUUUUUCGUACUGUAUAAUUUCAAGUGCCAAAAUAAUUAAUAAUUUACGAUAUUUUUAAAAAUUUGAUACUACUCGAAAUUAUGUUUACAACACGAAACGCAUGACUUUAUGUCACCAAUACCCGCCAUUUGUAAACAGUAAUUUCAGCAAACAUUGUUUAAAUUAUUUAUAAGUCAACUGAAUGGAGAAAAUUAAUGUCAACGAAUAUGUACUGAAAUGUUUAGUUAACUGUAAAUAUUUUCAGAUGUGUGUUUUCGUUCGAUUUAUUUACAAGUGAAAUGUUAUUGUUUCUUAUAUUGUCUAAUAAGGUAAUAUAAAUAAGUUAACAA